CCUAACUCAUUUAACAAGACAUGGAUAAUGGAGAUGGUAAAGUUUGCCUUGGCCUCGGCCUCGGCCUCGGCCUCGGAUUAGGCUUCCCUCCAAAAAGAGAAGUCCCGCAAAACAAGAACAACAACAACAACAAACGUCUUCUUGUUUUCGAUCUCUCCAUCCCAAUUCAUCCAAAUAAUAGUCAUGAUCACAGAGAUGAUGAUCGCGACGUUGAUUUCUCCAUGUGUUAUGGCCGGAAGAAAUUGAGGCUCACUGGGGAUCAGACCACCUUGCUUGAGGAUAGUUUCAGACAACACACCACCCUCAACACGGCCCAAAAACUGUCCCUUGCAGAGAAACUAAAUCUCAAGCCAAGACAAGUUGAAGUUUGGUUUCAAAAUAGAAGAGCAAGGAGUAAAUUGAAGCAAACUGAGGUAGAGUGUGAGGUGUUGAAGAAAAAUUGCGAGAGAUUAAGCGAUGAGAAUCGGAGAUUGAAGAAGGAGGUGUUGGAGCUACGGUCAUCUCUGAAGAUAGGAAAGCCGGCAGCGGCGGCGGCGACACCAUCACUAUAAAAAUGGGACAGGUAGGGGCGGCGGAGGAGGUGGUCCUAAGCCAAAUGAUCAGCGAAAACGGCUCCAUAGCUAGGGUUUAACUUUAAUUAUACAAAAAGAGAUACUCACACUGUAUAUUUUAUGUAAUGAUUAAUUAUUAACCGAAAUUUAAUAAAUAUUUUGCA
Salvia splendens (bonfire salvia) is the source of this 715-nucleotide messenger RNA. RefSeq names its product homeobox-leucine zipper protein HOX19. Gene Ontology annotation, biological process: regulation of DNA-templated transcription. The record is from RefSeq and is a predicted model, not a curated record. The transcript has 3 exons. Lineage: Eukaryota; Viridiplantae; Streptophyta; Magnoliopsida; Lamiales; Lamiaceae. Gene Ontology annotation, molecular function: sequence-specific DNA binding; DNA-binding transcription factor activity, RNA polymerase II-specific. The coding region runs from base 21 to 551 and encodes 176 amino acids.